AUAUCAGAUUUUUACUUAGUUUAAAGCAGUUCGUCGCAUCAACCAGUUAAUAAGCAAUACUCUACUCUUACGACAAUUCCAAUCGCUGUAUUUUGGGCAGACAGUUCAAUUUUCUCAAUCAGUUGAUAUUUUUAAUUUGAUUAACACAAACCAACACUUCUCAGAUCGAAAUGAAGCCAACGUUGGUUAUUGUCAUUAUUGCCAUUUUGGCUAUGAGUGUUUUUGCUCCAAUCGUGGUUGAAGCUUGUUUAAAACAUGACUCGCCAUGCAGAGGAACACAUGGAAGCCAAGCAGCUUGCUGUCCCGGCUUGUAUUGCCAUAAACCCAAUCCAACAUGGGCGCUAGGACGUUGCUAUUACCGAUAAAAAUAUUGUGUCCAGAUAAUCAACAAAUACUAUUUGCUUCCAUCGAAAAUUGAAUGAAAAAAAUUUGAAUUUGAAUAUUGUUUGAUUUAUUUUGACCUAAAAGAAACCAAUAAAUUUUUUAUUUACUGUGCUAUUUAAAUAAAUUUCUUACGAAUUUAAGAUUGUUCUCCAUCAUUCUUUAUUAACAACAUACUAUUGGCAUUGUUUUGGAUUUUUUCUAAAUAUACAAAACUGAUUAAUAAACGAAUCCUUUCGACUGUUGUAUUUGAAUCACAUGUCAACCAAACGCGCUCAUCACACUGAGCUCAUAAUCUACUACUUUCAUAAAAACAAAUAUUUUAAAAGUACAAAAAUGUCGUGUGACUACGCAAAUGGCCUCUCUGAGUACAGUAACAAAGGAGUUUUGGGAAUUGCGGAAGUUUUUGAUGACGAAAAAACUGUGGAUGAAAAAUGUGCUACACUGGCCCAAAUGAUAUUGGCAGCAAAACAUGUCGUGGUUCACACUGGCGCAGGCAUCAGUACCUCAUCUGGCAUUCCGGAUUUUCGUGGACCAAAAGGAGUGUGGACGCUCGAAAAAGAAGGAAAAGCGCCGCAGGUGAAUGUUUCAUUCUCAGAAGCAAUCCCCACGAAAUGCCAUAUGGCUCUGAAGGCACUGCUAGAUUCAGGUCAUAUAAAAUACAUCAUAAGCCAAAAUAUUGAUGGGUUGCAUCUACGAUCUGGAGUAUCGAGGAAGCAUUUGGCCGAAUUGCACGGCAAUAUGUUCAUUGAAAAUUGUGACAAAUGUCGCAGACAAUAUGUGCGAGCAACUCCGGCACCCACUGUUGGGCAAAAAAGAACCGGUGGCUUAUGCAAAGGAGGCAAAGGAACUCGUGCAUGUCGCGGAGGAUAUUUGAUUGAUAACAUUUUGGAUUGGGAACAUGAUUUACCCGACAAAGAUCUCGAUAUGGCACUAUCUCAUUCAUGCCUCGCUGAUUUGAACAUAACACUUGGCACAACGCUUCAAAUAAAUCCAGCUGGAACUCUACCAUUAAAAAGUAAGAAGUUCGGUGGAAAGGUUGUAAUUUGCAAUUUGCAACCAACGAAAUAUGAUAAAAAAGCCGAUUUGGUCAUCUCAACGUACGUGGACACUGUGAUGGAAAAGGUGUUAAAGCGCUUGGGUGUUGAGUUACCAGAAUAUUCAGGGGAAAAUGACCCAACGAAGCGAUUGCCGUGCGAUACAGAAUGGACCAUUGCGCCAAAACUAGUAAAAGAAAUCGACGAUCAGCAUAAGCAAAUGUUGAAAGAGAUUAAGAAACGCAAAUCCGAUGAACCAGCUAAUGUAUCCAAAGCAAAGAUAAAAAUCGACCAUGUUCCGAAAAAGGAAGAAAAAGAAGACAUUUUCAGUGGGCCCAUAUUCCAAACGUCAUAAACAAGAGCAACUGUCAAAUUUAAACCGCCGC
This is a messenger RNA of Sitodiplosis mosellana (orange wheat blossom midge), 1804 nucleotides long. RefSeq names its product NAD-dependent protein deacetylase Sirt6 (gene Sirt6). The transcript is spliced from 8 exons. NCBI's taxonomy places the organism in Eukaryota, Metazoa, Arthropoda, Insecta, Diptera, Cecidomyiidae. Gene Ontology annotation, molecular function: NAD+ binding. Bases 640 to 1773 code for a protein of 377 amino acids. The record is from RefSeq and is a predicted model, not a curated record.